AUGGGAAGUGGACAUAAUUGUCGCCAGUCAACCCCGAGAUCCUGCUCGGAGGUCUGCAAACACCACAGCAGGAGCGGAAGCUAUAGGAUUGAUCCAGAUGGCGAGGGAUUGUUGGCACCAUUUACUGUGUACUGUGAUAUGAAUGACAAAGAGGGUGUUGGCCAGACAGUCAUCGGUCACGAUAGUGAGAGCAGGAAGUUGGUGAGAGGAUGUAACCGCCGCGGUGGUUACUUACGUGAUACUCAUUACACAGGAGCGAGUCUGUCUCAGUUAGCGAGUCUCACCAAAGUCCCCCUCACACUGUGA
Messenger RNA from Porites evermanni, 306 nucleotides. Lineage: Eukaryota; Metazoa; Cnidaria; Anthozoa; Scleractinia; Poritidae. The record is from the annotation of a GenBank genome assembly.